AAAAGGAUAAAAAUGUCUGAUAAUCCUAAUUAGGAAAUUCAGACAAAAAAACCUCCAAAAAAAGACGAACAAAUUAUAAAACUGAAAUUAUCUAAAAAAGGCAGCACCAAACUGAUUUAAACGGUAAUUCAAAGGAAGGCGUUGGAUUGAAAACCCUUAAACUAAGGAAGUCAGAAGAAGGAGGCAUUGUAUGGCUUGUCAUUGUAAUCCAUCAAUCAUAUCAUAUCAUAUCAUAUCAUAUCACAGCAGUUUGAUAUAGUGAAUCAAUCGAUUAGACGGCUCUCCUGGGAUCAAAAUAGCUAUUCAAAUCAGAAAAAGGCAGCCAAACCCCAUUUUCAACCAUGCUGCAAAAGAAUAUGGACAAGAGUUCAUUAUUGAAUCUACAGGCAGAAUACAUCCUAAAUGAAAUCAAAGCAGCUGAAGGGAAUAACAUUGGUGGGUUAUACUCUUUAAUCAUUGAUGAUAAAGUGGAAUCAAUCUUAUUCAGAGUACUAACCAAAGAUCAAUUAUUAAGAAUCGUUACUUCAAUUGAAAAGAUUGAUGAAAAAAGGAAACAAAGUCCUUUCUUACAAGCAAUCUAUUUGGUUGAUAUGACGGUUUUCAACUUGAAAUGUAUCAUUGCUGACGUUCAAACUAAUAGAUAUAAAAAUGGAAUUGGUUUAUUUAUACCAACUUAUGAUAAUAAUACCCUUAAUUUCUUUAAUUCAUCUCGAUUCUUAUCCAAUCCCAAAAUCAAUCAAUACUUAAUCGAUAUCAAAAAUUGUUAUAUUGAUCUUUAUCCUCAAGAAUCAAAAGUAUUCUUAACUGAUAAUUUCACUCCCAAUUCAAUGCCAAUUUAUUAUAAUGAAAAUUGUUCAGAAUUCGUAUUAACUCAAAUCAAAUUAGCGGCUAAAAGUUUAGUUAAUCUAAUGAUAAUCACAGGUGAAUAUCCUUUAAUUCGAUUCUAUAGUCCCAACAAUCAUUUAAAUCAUCAUCCUUAUACUGCUUCACGAUUAUCAGAAUUAAUUGCUGAUGAAUUUCAACAACAAAUUGAUAAUUAUGCUCGUGAACAUUUGGAUUUCCCUCCUCCAUCGGAAAAUAAACCAAGAUCAAUCUUAUUGAUUGUUGAUAGAACCAUUGAUUUAUAUGCUCCAUUAUUACAUGAAUUCACUUAUCAAGCCAUGGCCAUGGAUAUUGUUCCAAGUUUAGAAAGAAAAGGAGUUUAUGAAUAUAAUUUUGAAACAGAAACUGGGGAAAUUAAUAAAACCACAGCAUUAUUGGAAAAUGAAAAUGAUCCAACUUGGAUAAGUCUUAGACAUUAUCAUAUUAUUGAAAGUUCAGAAAUCAUGAUUAAAAUAUUUAAUGAUUUUGUUCAAAAUAAUCAAUUAUUAGUAGAUAGAUCAAAAGUAACCACCACUAGUAAUAUCCUGUAUGUCAUGGCUCAUUUAAAAGGGUUCGAUGAAGAAAGAAAAUUAAUGGUAUUACAUAAAACUUUAGUGGAAGAAUGUCUUGAUCUUAAUACUAAACGAAAAUUAGCUGAAUUUGCUGCUGAUUUCGAACAAACUUGUGCUUCAGAAGGAGUAACGUUUGAAGGUGAAAGAAAUAAAACUUUACAUAAUGAUCUUAUUGUAUUAUUGGCUAGAGAUGAUUUACAUAUCAAUGAUAAAAUGAGAUUAGUAUUGAUUUAUGGCUUAUAUAGAGGAGGAUUAAUUGAAGCUGAUUUUAUGAAAUUAGUUAAAUUCAUUGGUGUUAAUGAUCGUCAAAUCAUAUCUCUUAUAUCAAGAUGUUUUGAAAAUUUACAUAAAUUAGGUUUCCCCGUUAUCAAAAAAGAUGUUAAAGAUAAAAAAGUAGUUAAAAAGAUGUUUCAUACUAUAAAUAAUCAAGGUACUUAUAAUACUUCAAGAUAUGGUACUGCCAUUAAGAAUUUAACUCAAGGAUUAAUUAAAUAUAAUUUAGAUGAAGAAUGGUUUCCUUAUUUUAGAGAUAAACCAUUAAUGGAAGAUUUACCUCCUAGUGCACAAAAUCUUAAUGAUUCUCAUUCCAAUAAUAGUAAUAAUAGUAAUCAAAAUGGAUCAUUAAGAAAUACGAGAAUUAAACCAGUAUGGGCUCAAUCCAUAAAUGCAUCUAAUUCAAAUUCUCAUAGUAAUAAUCAUUAUAAUCAUCAACCUACUAAACAAAGGAUUUUCUGUUAUAUAGCAGGUGGGAUGACUUAUUCUGAAAUAAGAUCAAUGUAUGAAUUAUCAUCAUCAUUAAAUAAAGACAUUUAUAUUGGUUCGGAAUCGAUUUUAAAACCAAGAGAUUUCUUAAUAGGAUUACAAAGUAUUGAUAAUGCUAAAAGUGUAAUGGAUCUUGAUUUACAUUUAAUGAAAUUAAAACAUAAAUCAAGUGAUCCUCCAAAUUAUUUGUUUGAAGAUGGUAGACCAAAACCUCCUCAAGCUCCAAUCCCACAACCCCAACCUCCACAAUCACAACAUUUUAAAACUACAACAUCAUCAUCGUCAUCAUCAGCAUCUCCAAAUCCAAAUUCAAAAGUACCACUGCAUUAUCAAAAACGUUCAUCAUCUUUAAGUAUGAAUUCGUCACCUGAGAAGAAAGACAAGGAAAAGAAAACUUCAAGAUUAAAGAAACUUUUUAAAUGAUUGGAUGGUUUCCACUCUUCAUUUACUAGUAAUAACGUUUUAUUAAUUUGUAUUUUAUAUUUAUUUAUAUAUA
Messenger RNA from Scheffersomyces coipomensis, 2691 nucleotides. It is a transcript of the gene SEC1, whose product is annotated as Sec1p. Gene Ontology annotation, biological process: intracellular protein transport; vesicle-mediated transport. Gene Ontology annotation, cellular component: secretory granule; plasma membrane. The coding region runs from base 342 to 2618 and encodes 758 amino acids. The record is from RefSeq and is a predicted model, not a curated record. NCBI's taxonomy places the organism in Eukaryota, Fungi, Ascomycota, Pichiomycetes, Serinales, Debaryomycetaceae. The transcript has a single exon. Gene Ontology annotation, molecular function: syntaxin binding.